AUGUUUCAUUGUGCGGAAUUCAUAAGCGAGUCUUGUUUGUUUCUGUGUCGUUCCAGCAAAACGAUGGUAACAUGCGACUGUCCGGUAGGGGCAGCUUCCGCUGGUCAAACCUUGGCAGCACUUUGCGGUGGAGGUCAAUUCAUGCUUUUUAUGGGCUUACUUGAAGUUUUCAUACGAUCACAAUGCGACUUAGAAGAUCCAUGCAAUCGACCGAAGACAAAACUUGCACGCGAAAUUGAUUAUGACUAUGACUUCAUCGUUAUUGGUGGUGGAUCUGGUGGUAGUGUAACGGCCUCACGAUUAUCUGAAGUACCGGAAUGGAAAGUUCUGCUCAUUGAAGCGGACACCCCAAAUAGGCCGGAUGAACCGACUGGAACACAAAUUCCUUCAAUGUUUUUAAAUUAUCUCGGAAGUGACAUUGAUUAUAAAUUCAACACGGAACCUGAGAAAGGCGCAUGUCUCUCUUCACCGGAACAUCGUUGUUACUGGCCUCGUGGAAAGGUCCUCGGUGGAACUUCGGUUAUUAAUGGAAUGAUGUACAUCCGAGGCAAUCCUAAUGACUAUAAUGAUUGGGAUGCAAUGGGAAAUCCUGGUUGGAAGUUUAGAGAUGUUCUUCCUUAUUUCAUGAAAUCGGAAGACAACCAACAAUUGAAUGAAGUUGAUUCUGAUUUCCAUAAAACGGGUGGCAUGUUGCCAGUGUCGAAGUUCCCAUACACCCCACCAAUUUCAAAAGCAAUCUUAAGAGGUGGUGAAGAGUUGGGAUUUAAAGUUCAAGAUUUGAAUGGAGCCAACAACACUGGAUUUAUGAUUGCGCAAACUAACAGCAAGAAUGGCAUUCGAUACAGCGCUGCUCGAGCUUUCUUAAGACCAGCAGCUAAACGACCGAAUUUACAUAUCAUGGUGAACACAACUGCUUCAAAGGUUCUCAUCAAUCCCCACACCAAAACAGCCACUGGAGUGGAAAUUAUCGACCACGAAGGUCACUCAAGAAGAAUUAAUGCUAAGAAAGAAGUCAUCGUUUCUGGCGGUGCUGUUAAUAGCCCUCAAAUUCUUCUUUUGUCUGGCAUCGGACCGAGAGAAGAAUUACAAAAGUUUGGAAUCAGACAAGUUCAUCAACUUCCUGGUGUUGGAAAGAAUCUUCAUAAUCACGUCGCUUACUUUAUCAACUUUUAUAUUAAUGAUACCGACACAAGAUCAUUGAAUUGGGCAACUGCUAUGGAAUAUUUACUCUUCCGUGAUGGUUUAAUGUCCGGAACUGGCGUCUCUUCAGUCACAGCUAAAAUUGCAAGUAAAUAUGCUGAGAACCCCAACGAUCCUGACAUUCAAUACUAUUUCGGUGGUUUCUUGGCUGAUUGCGCUGUUAGUGGACAAGUUGGAGAAUUGUCAAGCAACUAUUCCAGAUCAAUUCAAAUAUUCCCAGCUGUUUUACAUCCUAAAAGUCGUGGUUAUAUCACACUCAACUCGAAAGAUCCAUUUGACGCUCCUAAAAUCUUCGCCAAUUAUUUAGAUGAAGAUCAUGACAUUAAAGUGUUGGUGGAAGGAAUUCGAUUUGCUAUAAAAUUAUCAGAAACUUCACCAAUGAGAGCUUAUGGAAUGGAACUUGAUAGAACUCCUGUUGCUGGUUGUAAUCAACCUUUUGGAUCUCAAGAAUAUUGGGAAUGUGCCGUACGUCAAAAUACUGGAGCUGAAAAUCAUCAAGCUGGUUCAUGUAAAAUGGGACCGUCACGCGAUCCAUUUGCUGUUGUCAAUCAUGAACUUAAAGUUCAUGGCGUAAGAAACUUGAGAGUUAUUGACGCAUCCGUGAUGCCUAAAGUGACUUCAGGGAACACAAACGCACCAAUUAUAAUGAUUGCUGAGAAAGCUUCUGAUUUAAUUAAGCGAGCCUGGGGCGCUUAGAAUUAUUAAUAUUUUUAAAAUGUGACAUAUUUAAAUGACUUAAUUAAGCUUUUUAGUGCAAAAAUUCUUCGAUCUGUUCAAUAAAUUUUCAAACAAAGAAUUUAAAAAUGUCAAUAAUAAAAAUUUUAUUGUUAAUAAAAUUUCAUUUAAGGAAAGUUUUUCUAUUAAAAGAUUGUUUUGAAUUUAAUUUUCAAAAUAGAAUUCCUUAG
Clunio marinus is the source of this 2105-nucleotide messenger RNA. The record is from the annotation of a GenBank genome assembly. NCBI's taxonomy places the organism in Eukaryota, Metazoa, Arthropoda, Insecta, Diptera, Chironomidae.